Prosopis cineraria is the source of this 2877-nucleotide messenger RNA. RefSeq lists its product as uncharacterized. Bases 22 to 366 code for a protein of 114 amino acids. The transcript has 4 exons. The record is from RefSeq and is a predicted model, not a curated record. Lineage: Eukaryota; Viridiplantae; Streptophyta; Magnoliopsida; Fabales; Fabaceae.
AAAUUGGACUUAUACUCUCACAUGAGAAAGGCACAUAAUGAGCACCUUACAAGCACCAAGGUGAAACGAAACUCAUCAAAGAUCACACCUUGCUUGCUUAAACAAUACAUCUCACACACACACACACGUUUGAGUGAUAGAGAAGGGAGGUUUAAACGUGGCGCGCUUAGCUUAGCUUUUUCAUCUCCAAGGACUGCCCCUCAUAAUCAGAUAACGGAUUCUUCAUUCCUUCAUGGAAACCACCAAACCAUCUCAGAGAUUUCGAACCAUGACUCUUGCAAAGGUAAGGAUGGAGAAAUAAAGCACAUCAAAAGCUGUCUAAAAUUGUUGUCAAAUGAUAGUAAAGUUGUUGUAAAAAACAUGUAAUAUGCCGUGGCAUACUGUACUAUUUUUUAGAACUUGUUGUUUCUCGAUUGUUUUCAAAUCUUUUCACUCCUUAGAGAUAUCUCAUACUUUCGAAAUAGUAUUCUUACUCUGAUUACAAAUUUAACACACACUUUGAUUUAUUUUAAACUAGAAAAACUUGGGAUCCCAUUACUUCAAAUUAUAAAACUUGAUAGUCAUCUUUAGAUUCUUCCCUUGAUUACCUUAAUUUUAAGUAUUAAUUGUGAUUAGAUAAAUGAGAUAUUACAACAAUACUAUCAAGCAUGCUCUUUAAUUUUUGAGAACCAAUCUUACCUCUCACUCAAAAUAAAAAAUAUGACUUGUUUUUUGCAAGGAUACUCCAAGCACUAAUAGAAGUCAAAAAAUAACAUUCACAGUCUCCAGUACUACCUUUAUAGCCCAGAUCUAUAGUAACCCUCCAGCAAUACUAAUUGCUUGUUUCUUUCUCUUUAACAUUAGGAGUCUCAAGGUCAAUGCCUUGAUCAUCAAAAGGUUGCUUUCCCUUUGCUCGAAUCUUCCUAAGUUUUGUCUCGUAGGCCAUUGCGGCAAAAGUGGUUCUAUCAUAUUUACAUUAUAAAAAAGGUUUUAAAUUGUUGCAUUCUAAAUUAAAUAAGCAUUUGUUGCAAUUCCAAUAUUAAAAACAGAUUCAAUGAAAGAAUGGAGUAAGAAAGUGCAAGAAAGAAUGAUUUUGAUUGAGAAAAUUUUAUAAGGGUGGUUAUCUAAUUAAGGAUGGGUUUAGAAUUAUGAUGGGAUUUGAAUCAAAUUUUUUGUUAAAAGUCACUCUAACGUUGCUUAUACUAAAAUUAUGUUCUGGUCGUUGCGAAUGCAUUUUCAAACAUGUAAUAAUGUGACAAGAUUGGGUAAGAUAUUUUUUUGUAAGUGAUAUUAUAAAGGCUAUAUGUAAAAAUUCUAAAUUUUUUAAAUAAAAAUAAUCAAGCUAAUUAAAGGCAAUAUGGUAAAUUGUAGGCUAACUUGAGUAAAACGUGGUUAACGGAUGACAAAUGGGCUUGUCAGGUCUUAAUUGAAGCUUGGAAUAUGACUAUAGGUGAUAUUGGACCACUUUGGGCCCAAUGGGAUGGAACUUAUAGUACAUAAGGUAUUUAUUUAUAAAUAAUAUGACAAAAGCUAGAUGUAAAAAAUAUUAUAAACAAAACAGAAAAUAUAAUAAAUCCCAUGCUCGCUUUUAAAAAGGAAUCUUAGUAUUUGUACCUGUUCUCAACAUUUGCCAAAAGCUUACUUAUUAAAAGUUCAUUUAACAAAUUAAAAUUUGGUAAAAAGUUAUUAUAAUGAGAUUAUCAAAUGCAUGUUUGGGCGUGGUUGUUCCAAGCACUUCACUUCAUCCUAUAAAACUAUCAAAGGCGAUGAAGCAAUAGUUGUUUGACAUAAAUAAUUUUAUAGGCAAUAGACAUCUUGAUAUCAUAGCUAAGAGAAUUUACCACUAUUUUUUUGAUUAAAAAGGAUAUGGGAAAGAGGGAAAGACUAUUGUUGUCAUGUUUUGAGAUGAUGGACGAAGUUGAUAUUAUUGGCUUUUAUAUUAUGCAUGGGGUGGGCAAAACAUCUCUUACGAAAUUUCACAAUAAGUUAGUUCCUCAAAAUGACAGAACAGAUAUAUACGGAUUAAUAAUUAGACUUGUAACCAUUAAAAACCAAGGGAUAUUUGAAAAAUAUUAGGAAAUAAUUGAGCAUGAAUUAAAUAUUAGAGAUGACAUAUGGGAGAAUAUGGGAGAAUGGAACCAGCCAAGGUAAGUUCCACGCACACAUACACAUAGAGUAUAUACACCACAAAAUUAAAUUAAAAUAUAUCCAGAUAGAUAUUUCUUUUGUCUGCAACAUAGGAUGGACAGUAAACAAUUUGUUUACAUCAUUGAGUCCUUCUAAUGGGCUAGCUAGGAUUGGUUGCUGGGCUUAGAAGUGUAAACUGGACUUUGUAGAAUUCUUUUCAACACGAACGAUUUUGCACUUGCAGCUAGCAAAUAGCAAAUAACUAAUAAUUAAUUAAUUCACACUUCGCCGUUUUGUUUAUGAUCUUAAUCAAUUCGAAGCCAUGAGAGGAAAUUAGAUCCGGUCUCUCGAUCACAUCAUAUCAUGGAAUGUUUUUGAAGAGAGAGAGAGAGAGCGUUCGCACAUAUAUAUAAAAUGCACUCACAUUUUCGUAUAUUAACAUAAUCAUAUGAAUAUUUUUAAAUUUUAUAAAUACCAUUUUAUCUAAUUAUCUUAAUGACGUUUAGCAUACUAUUAUAUUAUUUUUCUUUAAAUAAAAACAGUUAACCGCUACACAACUUAAUAGCUCAAAGGCCGGGGUUGAUGACGUUCUGCCUACAAAAAAAAAAAAACAAAGAAAUUAAUGGCAACGAUUACUGAAGCUUCAUAAAAAUGAUACAAAGCGUCAUCAUUAAGUUUGUAUCCAGACAACAAACUGCACAAUUUCUAUUAAACACAAAUUUAUUCAACAAUUUUUACAGCAUCCAGCUAAAUACUGGAGUCCUCUCUUGA